AUGUUCUCCUACCAAUCUAUAGUUGCUCUAUCAAUUGCUACAUGUGUCUCACAGUUUACCUUCACACUCUCACAACAACUCACGACAGUCCAGUGUAUAAAGCAAUUUGGUAUCACAACGCCAACAUCAGAAGCAACGUGUAGUGAUAAGGAUGACAAACAAUGGAACUGCACGGCGGCCAAGUGCGAAAAAGAUGGUAAUCUUUGGGUAUCAAUGAGUGGUUGUAUCCUCAUCGGUGGUCCCCCAGGAACGAGUACGCAACAAUGCUCGCGUUACGCUCUUGUUCCAAGAGGAGAUAAUUAUCAAUGCUGGAAUUCAGAGGGCACCAACAGGUACCUUUGCCCUUACACACCUUUUGAUGUUCCCUACAUCACAUGUACAGAAUGUGCGGAGCAAAAGGGACCUGCGGGUCCGGCUUUUGGCGGAGUUGGUUCAAUUGGCAGAAGAUCUUUGUAA
Messenger RNA from Melampsora larici-populina 98AG31, 456 nucleotides. RefSeq lists its product as uncharacterized. The coding region runs from base 1 to 456 and encodes 151 amino acids. NCBI's taxonomy places the organism in Eukaryota, Fungi, Basidiomycota, Pucciniomycetes, Pucciniales, Melampsoraceae. The transcript has 5 exons. The record is from RefSeq and is a predicted model, not a curated record.